This is a messenger RNA of Salvelinus sp. IW2-2015, 828 nucleotides long. The record is from RefSeq and is a predicted model, not a curated record. Lineage: Eukaryota; Metazoa; Chordata; Actinopteri; Salmoniformes; Salmonidae.
CAAACAAAUGGRAAGUCCCCCAUUURUUCUGCUUUUAAGGGUGGAGUGAUCAUCGGAAACAACUAUCUUGUAACAUAAAAACUACUAGCUGUCAGAUUGUUGUUUUCUGUUUCUCUUUCUAAGAACGUGACAAUAGGCGACCUGGACGAAGUCAUCGAGUGGGUGGUGUGUGUCUCCAGUGAGGUGUUCCUCCCAGUGAUGGCUCUGCACAGGACCUCCAGACCAGAGUCGUCAGACUCAUUCCGCUGGGGGUCAGGUGUGCUCCAGAUCAUCUCUGAAAAGUUCCACCAGCGGAGUUCUGAGCCGAAGGGAAGGCUCCUGGGCGGGCAGCCGCCCACUCCCCCUUCUGAGACCGACAAGGAGCUUCAGGGCAUAGCAGAUCUGUCUGUGAGUAACAUCCUGAAAAGGGCCCAGGAGGACCUCUUCUCUUCUGGUGAGGAUGACCUGGAGAACACCCAUCCAGGCAUCACUCUGACCGAAGAGAAGCUCUCCAGCAUCUUCUCAGAGCUGUUCAGGGGCGCCUGUGAGAGUGCCCAGGAGGCCGCCAGACGCAUCCACCACAUGAGGUCUGGKAGAGGCAACAACAGCCGAAAUGGGAGARGCCCUGGGUCACCAACAGAGUUGGGAGAACUGGGGUCAGUGAGGAGUCCCAAGGGAAGUGACGUCCAUAAAGCCCUUAGCGAGGGGUCCCUCCCUGUCUUUGCCCUGUUUGGGGAGAGGCCAGGGGAAGUUGGGGAGACCAGCAGCCCUGCUGGGGAGAUGGACGAGACCCAGACUGCCAGCACUCCCAGCAUUCCCCGGUCUGGGCAUGGCGGCAGAAGGAGUAGC